This is a messenger RNA of Carassius carassius (crucian carp), 1229 nucleotides long. Its product is annotated as transmembrane gamma-carboxyglutamic acid protein 3-like. Gene Ontology annotation, molecular function: calcium ion binding. Gene Ontology annotation, cellular component: extracellular region. The transcript is spliced from 4 exons. Lineage: Eukaryota; Metazoa; Chordata; Actinopteri; Cypriniformes; Cyprinidae. The coding region runs from base 4 to 825 and encodes 273 amino acids. The record is from RefSeq and is a predicted model, not a curated record.
CGCAUGUGGGUGCUCCCUAGCUGGAAACAGAGAUGGAACGGGAUAGCAAUUGUAACAGCCUGGAAGGUCAAAAUAGUUCAGAUUGAGUUCUCUUGUGGUAGUAUGGCACCAGCGUUCCUAGAUGGCAGGGAUGCAAACUCUCUCCUCAAACGUUCUCCACGGGCCAAUGGCUUCCUGGAGGAGUUUCGGCAGGGUAACAUUGAGAGGGAGUGUGCCGAGGAGAGCUGCAGCUUUGAGGAGGCCAAUGAAGUGUUUGAAAAUAAGGAGCGAACGAUGGAGUUCUGGAAAAACCGCAGCAUCUACACAGUGAACAGCAAUGCUGAUUCCCGCUUGGAGCGCCCGGACACUGUGUACAUGGUGGUGCCUCUCCUGGGCGUGGCUCUCCUCAUCAUCAUCGCGCUCUUCCUCAUCUGGCGCUGUCAACUGCAGAAGGCCACACGCCGGCGUCCGGCCUACACCCAGAACCGCUAUCUGGCUAACCGAAAUGCCCGCAGCCUCCCGCGCAUCCUGGUGCACCGGGACCCUCCCUCACAUUCAGAGAACUCUCACGCCAAUGACAGGCCAGGUGUGGUGGUCAGCAGUGGCGAGAGGGGCAGGGCUUCGGUGGCACCACAAGACGGCCAUCAUGACUCCAGCCACUCUCAGAACAAUCGCUCCCUGUAUGUACAAGAUUCGUCUUUGUCCGUGGCUUCCCACCUGUCCGGGGCGACCCCACCGCCUUCCUAUGAGGAAGUUACCGGCCACUUAGAGAGCAGCAGCGAUGAGACAACAGCCCCUUACAGUGAUCCUCCGCCCAAAUAUGAGGAGAUAGUGCUGGAAAAGUGAGAUCUUUCAUAAAAGAGGACUCAUAUAGCGGUAACCAAAUGUUACGGAUGCACUGGUUCCCAAGCACUGAUCUUAAUGUGGCUCUCACUCUGAACAGAUUGUGCAGGCUAUGAAUGUGUACAGUCUUCUUUUGUCGUAGAUCGUGGACUGCACUAAUAAACGUGGUUGUUUUUCAAGUCGCAAAGGGUCCUCCUGCCUUCACACUCAUGCAGCCUUCUCACUAUUUCCGUGUACCUUUUCUCUCCUUCUUCGGCUGCUGUGGCUGCCCUUCAGAAAGAAAAUGUGUAGAAGUAAGUGAAGAAGAGAUAUAUCCCUCACAAGAGUUGCCAAUUUGUGCGCUGCAUUGUAAUCGCAUCAGGCAUCAAGCUUCAGAGCCUGCUAGGAAUAAAAAGGAGCGUUCACUU